AUGAUUGGAGGAAAUGGAGAAGACCCACCUGAUUCUGAAAUGGAGAAGACCCACCUGAUUCGAUGUCCAGCCCUAACGACGGAAAGCCAGAGAUACUGGGAAGCAAGAAGACAGCUUACGGAAAGCCAAAGAUACUGGGAAGCAAGAAGACAGCUACGGAAAGCCAGAGAUACUGGGAAGCAAGAAGACAGCUACUCCGGAAAGCCAGAGAUACUGGGAAGCAAGAAGACAGCUACAGGAAAGCCAAAGAUACUGGGAAGCAAGAAGACUGCUAAUGCACUGCUAUUGAUUAACUGCUAUAAAUGUACCCACCCUUCCUUGGGGGAAGCUGAAGUCAAAGUUAAAUUGCGAAUGAUACCCCUCCAAUGUACCCCCCACCCUUGGGGAAGCUGA
This is a messenger RNA of Rodentolepis nana, 393 nucleotides long. Lineage: Eukaryota; Metazoa; Platyhelminthes; Cestoda; Cyclophyllidea; Hymenolepididae. The record is from the annotation of a GenBank genome assembly.